CAAAAGUCUGAAGUUGAAGAAGAGACUGUUUAGUCUAUGUGUAGCUUUCCUUCUUAGCCUGAGAAAUACGCCUUUUGUGUCUUGAGUCCAAUUCCAUGUUGAAAGAUGACACUGUGGCGCCAGCUACAGCUAAUGGACACUCUGUAUUUAGAGCAAGUGGACCAGCUUUAUAAUGAUGCUUUCCCUAUGGAGAUUCGUCAGUAUCUCAGCCAAUGGAUUGAGAGUCGUGACUGGGAAUCGGCUGCAAGUAAUGUGUCUUUGGCAACCCUGCUCUUCCACGAUCUCCUAAACCAACUAGAUGAGCACUACAGUCGUCUCAGCCUGGGCAACAACUUCCUGUUGCAACAUAAUAUACGCAAAAUCAAACGCAACCUCCAGGAGCACUUCCAGGAAGAUCCUGUUCACAUGGCUAUGAUCAUAUCCAACACUCUGAAUGAAGAGACGAAAAUAUUGGAAACUGCAAUUAGUACUCAAGGUCAGUCUGAAUCAUCACAGGGGGGUUUUAUGAUGGAACAACACAAUGAGUUGGACAAUAAAGUCAACAAUUUGAAGAAGAGCGUGCAGAGAACAGAACAGGAUAUACAGGUUCUGGAGGAUGUGCAAGAUGAGUAUGACUUUAAGAGAAAGACCUUGCAGAGUCGUGUGGAGGUUGAAAUGAAUGGCCAGAUAAAUAAAGAGAUCCAGCAGGAAGAAAUGGUUAUUAGACAAAUGUUUAUUGGGAUGAAUAUAAAAAGAGAGGUGUUGAUAAAAGAAAUAGCUAAUGUACUAAUGCUAGCAGAGCAGAUCCAGCUCAGACUCAUAUCAGAUGAGGUACCUGAGUGGAAGCAACGGCAACAGAUGGCUUGUAUUGGAGGGCCUCCCAACGCUUGCCUGGACCAACUGCAGAGCUGGUUCACCGUGGUGGCAGAAUGUUUGCAACAAAUCCGUCAGCAGCUGAAGAAAGUGCAAGAACUCGUGCAGAAAUUCACCUAUGACAAUGACCCCCUAACUCUGGGCAAGAGCCAGCUGGAAGAUCAGGCCCUUUCACUCUUCAAAAACAUCAUUUUGAAUUCACUUGUGGUGGAGAGACAGCCAUGCAUGCCCACACACCCACAGAGACCCUUGGUAAUAAAAACAGGAGUGCAAUUCACAGUUAAGAUCAGAUCACUAGUCAAACUGCCUGAACUGAACUGUCAGCUCAAAGUAAAAGCCUCCAUUGACAAAGAUUUAACAGAGAGGGACACGGUGAAGGGAUCCCGUAAAUUCAACAUUUUAGGGACGGCAUCUAAAGUUAUGAACUUGGAGGAAUCCAGUGGAAGCCUAGCAGCAGAAUUCCGUCAUUUGCAAUUAAAAGAAAUGAGAACUAGCAACAGAAUUAAUGAGACUUCCCUCAUCAUUUCUGAAGAGCUGCAUUUAAUUAGCUUUGAUACUCAGCUUGUUCAGCCAGAACUAUCUAUUGAUUUAUCGAUCACAUCACUGCCUAUCGUGGUGAUCUCCCAUGUGAAUCAAUUGCCGACCUCUUGGGCCUCCAUCCUGUGGUACAACAUGCUUUGCUGUGAACCUCAAUCUCAUAAUCUGGCAUUCUUCUUGAAUCCACCACUGGUGAAAUGGGGGCUUCUUUCAAAGGUGAUCAGUUGGCAGUUUUCUUCUGUCACCAAACGUGUGCUGAACUCUGAGCAGCUCAGAAUGCUGUCAGACAAACUUCUCGGUUGUGAAGCCCAAGGUGACCCUGAGGGACUUAUCUCUUGGAAUACAUUUUGCAAGACAUCAGCCAAUGAGAGAGGUGUACCAUUCUGGCAGUGGAUAGAUGGAAUUUUGGACCUUAUUAAAAGACACUUGCUCAGCAUUUGGAAUGAUGGGUACAUUAUGGGUUUUUUGAGUAAAGAGAGAGAAAAGGCUUUGCUAAGAGACACACUCCCAGGCACUUUCCUUCUGCGCUUCAGUGAAACCUGUCGAGAUGGAGGAAUCACCAUCACAUGGGUGGAGCACUCACAGGAUGGUACGCCAGUGAUGCAUUCGGUGAAGCCCUACACUAGGUCAGAGCUGGUGAACAUCUCUUUACCGCAUGUCAUCCGUGACUAUCACCUCACCGCUGCAGAGAAAGUUCCAGUAAACCCCCUCAUCUACCUUUAUCCAGACAUCCCAAGGGACGUCGCCUUUGGUCAUUACUAUACAAGCCCCUCUGAUGAUCAAGAUGAUAUGGAUGUAGACAGAAUCAGCAACCUUACUGUUGAACCGUAUUUGGGCAGGCGUAUGAUUCCAGUGACAGUAGUUCCUGGAUCAAGGCUCCCAAGCCAGUCCUAAAACACAUCAAGGACACGUGUUGGACACGUGUUGGACACACUGGUACAGUAUGUGCACCUUAUUCCACGAGCAAUCUCAUUUUAAUCCAAAGGACAAUGAUCCUGUUCUAAAAAUACUGUAUGUCAUACAUAGAUCACACUAAUGUACAAUAGACAUGACUGAUGAUAUCCAAAAUCUUUACCCAGGUACCCUUUGUACCAUAUUAGGAUUACAGCUCUAUUCUCCACCUGUCUGAGGAGGAGCCAUGAUUCUCACUGUUAAAGUACAGAAUAUAUUUACUGUUAAAACUAUUUAAUCUUAUGUUAUUUGUUUGUUGUUUAUAUUAAAAUGUAAAAAUAUGGUUAAAAACUCUGCAUGUCCUUAAAAAUAAGACUUUAGACUUUAAAUGAUUGUUUUCCCCCAUCUAGAAUUAACUUUAUUAAUCAACAUGUUUCGAGCCUACUGAUAAAUAAACAAAAAGAGGACCCACUUUAUAUUAGGUAACUUUAACUACUAGAUAUUACACAUGUGAUACAAUUGACUUAUUAUGUACAUGCAUGUUGUUGCAUUGUAAUUACAUUUAAAUUACUUGCUUUAAAUUACAUUUGUAGUUACAAUGUUAACUUUACCCCUAACCCUAACCUUACCCCAAAACCUAACUCUAACCACUAAUCCUAAACCUACCCAUACCAUAGACACAGUAGCAGCAAAUGUGGGAAUUUUGCUGUACAAUAUGUAGUUACACAGUAAAUACAUAGUCUUAUUAAUGUUAGUACAUAGGAGUUAAGGCCACCUAAUAUAAAGUGUGACCCAAAAAGAUUUUUGUUUAAAAGGAUGGCAAAAAAGACAACCAAAACUUUAAAAUGAUGAGUUCUCUGCUUAUGAUGAAAAACAUUUCCAUCAUCUUUGAUAGUCAGCCCAUUUAUACUUAACUAUAGCAAACAGUAUUUUAAACUGCACUAUUUAGAUGUGCAUUGUUUGUUUAUUUUUGGUAGAUUCUCAUUUUAAGGAAAAUAUAAAAAUGGUUCAGUAAGAAUUUUACAUUACCUACAUUUUCUCUCAGAGGUUACCCUUGAACCCCCAUACAAUAUUCCUCAGUCACAAGGCCUCAUAUACCCCCAUAGGUAUCUGAAUAUGUGUAUAUAUAUAUGUAUAGUAGUAGAAGAUCCCCCAUAGCCCAGUACUUUGGUUGUCUUUGGGCCCCCAAUGUCCUCAUUCUUGCCCAGUUAUAAGACACUUUUUGACUGUUUAUGAUUUUUUAUUUUUUUACAAAAUACUAUUGCUGCCAACAUAAAAAAUAUAAAUAACUAUUCCAAAAAAUGUUGCAUUUGAUACACAUUGUCAAUAGAAUGGUUACGAAAGUUAUUAUUGUCCAGACAUUUGGUGGGACGGAAAUGAUGAGACCGGCCCUCUGGGAACUUCAAUUGAAUACCCCUGCUUUACAAUAAGGUUCCAUUUGUUAACACUAGUUAAUAACAUUAGUAACUGUAACAUGAACUAACAAUGAACAGCACUUUUACAGCAUUUAUUAAUCUUGGUUAAUGUUAAUUUCAACAUAAUAUAUAUAUAUUUUUUAAAUCAAAUGUUAAAAUCAUAUUUAAAACUAAUGUUAUUUUAACAUUAAAACACAAUGAACAUUUGUAUUUUUUAUUAACUGGCUAUAUUGUUCGUUGUUAGUUCUUGAUACCUAAUGAAAUAACUCAAAACUUGUUAUAAAGUGUUACCACUUGAAUCAUUGUUUUUUUUCUGAAUUUGUGUACUGCAAUAGUGGAUCCAUUCAAAAACUCUGAAAUUCUGCUUCUGUGCAGUCAAUUGUUUGAUUAAAACUUCCAUCUUGAGAAGCAAGUAUUUAUUAUUGCACAUUAAAACAUUUGUAUAUGUACAGUAUAUACACAUACCAACUGCAUUGUACAGUCAGAGAUCCUGUUUCAAAUCCAAAUUUGAAUAUAUUCUUAAACAUUGGACAGUGUUACAUAAUGUGAAGUGCCAAGACUAUUAAAUGGUUUGUAAUAAUUUAGUUUGCAAGUUCUUCAAUAUCAGGUCUUCUUUUUCAUCCAUCCAAUUGUCUACUUCUCAUCCUUGUCUCCAGUGUUUUGAAAUCAAAUAUAA
Molecule: messenger RNA, 4371 nt
Organism: Xyrauchen texanus (razorback sucker)
Lineage: Eukaryota; Metazoa; Chordata; Actinopteri; Cypriniformes; Catostomidae
Product: signal transducer and activator of transcription 1-like
Exons: 23
Coding region: 106-2283 (725 amino acids)
Biological process (GO): regulation of transcription by RNA polymerase II; regulation of cell population proliferation; defense response
Molecular function (GO): RNA polymerase II cis-regulatory region sequence-specific DNA binding; DNA-binding transcription factor activity, RNA polymerase II-specific
Source: RefSeq, a predicted model, not a curated record